UCACAGCAGAUAAGGCCCUUCGCCAACCAAGCCAAAUUAUGGCAUCUGAAUCCUGAAUGAUAAGCUGAUGACAUAACUUUUUUUAGUAGUGAUGGUAAUGCGCGUGACUUCUACACCACAAAAAAACACAUUUCGGCUUCAUUUUCACGCAACAAUGCUUAUCAUAUUUAAUAUCAUGAUCGCUUCUUCGACAGCCAGCCAUGCAUCACAGGUUGCGCUUCGACAAUCGCUUACUCACAAAUGGAUGGUGAGAAUGAAGGAAGCACUUAGUUCCAUGUGCAUGACGCGACAUUAUAAACGCAUACCUUAUUACAAUUAUCAAGUUCAUCUAUACAACUUUUUUUAUUUUAUUACUAUUCAUUACGUCAGAGCUGGAAGUUGGGCAAUACAGAUUAGGACCGAAUAUGUACGCGUCACCCAAAGCGCGACCUGCACUUAGCAGGUACAUGUUAAAUUAGCCAACACUUUGGAUCGUAAACACAGUCUCAGCGCUUUGGCGAUCGAUUAAGCUAGACGUAAUAAGACAUCUUAUUGAUUCUAAAAUGUCUAAAGUAAUGUUGAUCUUAACUCG
This is a messenger RNA of Plasmopara halstedii, 571 nucleotides long. RefSeq lists its product as uncharacterized. The record is from RefSeq and is a predicted model, not a curated record. Bases 92 to 439 code for a protein of 115 amino acids. The transcript has a single exon. NCBI's taxonomy places the organism in Eukaryota, Oomycota, Peronosporomycetes, Peronosporales, Peronosporaceae.